AUGGCUCGUACAAAGAAGACAGCCCUCAAAUCAACCAGUGGGAAAGCACCCUGGAAGCAACUGGCUACAAAAGCCGCUUGUAAGAGUGUGCCUUCUACUGGAGGGGGGAAGAAACCUCAUGGUUACAGGUCUGGUACUGUGGCACUUCGUGAAAUUAGACGUUAUCAGAAGUCCACCGGCCUUCUGAUUCAUAAACUACCCUUCCAGCUUCUGAUGCGAGAAAUAGCUCAAGACUUCAAAACAGAUCUGUGCUUCCAGGAGGCAAGUGAGGCCUAUCUGGUUGGCCUUUUUGAAGACACCAACUUGUGUGCUAUCCAUGCCAAACGUGUAACAAUUAUGCCAAAAGACGUCCAGCUAGUACGUCGCAUAUGUGGAGAAUCCACUAUAAUGAGAAACAUUUCAUUCUUAAAAAAAAAGAAAAAAAAAUUCUCUUCUUCCUGUUAUUGGUAG
Chrysochloris asiatica (Cape golden mole) is the source of this 450-nucleotide messenger RNA. RefSeq names its product histone H3.3-like. The record is from RefSeq and is a predicted model, not a curated record. NCBI's taxonomy places the organism in Eukaryota, Metazoa, Chordata, Mammalia, Afrosoricida, Chrysochloridae. The coding region runs from base 1 to 450 and encodes 149 amino acids. Gene Ontology annotation, cellular component: nucleosome. Gene Ontology annotation, molecular function: protein heterodimerization activity; structural constituent of chromatin; DNA binding. The transcript has a single exon.